Molecule: messenger RNA, 6199 nt
Organism: Amphibalanus amphitrite
Lineage: Eukaryota; Metazoa; Arthropoda; Thecostraca; Balanomorpha; Balanidae
Product: plexin-B-like
Exons: 19
Coding region: 1-5781 (1926 amino acids)
Biological process (GO): positive regulation of axonogenesis; regulation of cell migration; sensory neuron axon guidance
Cellular component (GO): semaphorin receptor complex
Molecular function (GO): semaphorin receptor activity; protein binding
Source: RefSeq, a predicted model, not a curated record
AUGCAAAAGCCUUUGAUGGGAGGCAGUCGAGCCCGUGCCGCGACCGGCUGCGGUUGUCUGUGUCGCUCCGUCGCGCGCGCCGCCGCCACCACCGCCGUGCUGUCGCGGCGUUCCCGCUGCAUCGGCGAUGAGCGCCAGCGCAGGUCCGGCCGACGGCCCAGAGCGAUGAUCACCGCCGCGCUAUGGACGUCGUUAUGUAUCUUCACAUGUGCGCGCGCGUCACGUGAGACGGGCAGCGCGCUGGUGGCCUCGUUCGACGCCGGCGGCGAGACGGCGGCGCUGCAGCACCUGGCGCAGCACGCGCCCACCGGUCAUCUGUUCGUCGCCGGCGUCAACCGGCUGUGGCGGCUCGACGCCGCGCUGUCGCAGCUCUCGCGCAUCGAGACCGGGCCGCUGCAGGACAAUGUCACGUGCCCGGCGUCCGGGUGUCCUCCGGGCGCCGCCACAGAGGCCACGGACGCGUUCAGUAAGCUGCUGCUGGUGCUGGACGGCAGCAGCCAGCUGCUGAGCUGCGACUCGGUGCGCCAGGGCGCCUGCUGGCUGCGGCCGCUCGACGACCCGGCCAACGGCCAGUUUCUGCCCGUCAGCGUGGCCGCCAACGACGAGCAGGCCACCACGGUGGGCCUGCUGGGGCCCGAGCGGUACCACCGCUGGGACAGUCACGAGCCAGUGCUCUACGUGGCGGCCACCUUCACCGGCGCCGGCCCGUACCGACACGACGUGCCGGCCAUCGCCACGCGCCGGCUCGACGACCUGCAGUACGCAGAGUUCUCCUUCUCGCAGCAGUCGCUGAUGCGCAUCGAUGUGAAGUAUCGUGAUCAUUUUCUUGUGCAGUAUAUGGACGGCUUUAGUGCCGGUGAUUUUGUGUACUUUGUGACGGUGCAAAAGAAGUCGCACCUGCCCGGUCAGGACGAGGUGGGCUACGUAUCGCGGAUAGCGCGCGUGUGUGUAACAGACCCAAACUAUAACAGCUACACGGAAGUGACAGUGUCGUGUGGGGAGUACAAUUUGGUGCGAUCAGCGCGGCUGAUGUCGGCAGGCGCCGACCUGGCCACGGCGGCCGGCGUGCGUACGGGCGACCCGGUGCUGGUGGCCGUGUUCUCUCCCAGCGACGGCAACACGAUGGUGUACCAGAACCGGUCGGCCGUGUGCGUGUUCCCCCUACAACAGGUCGACACGGCCUUCGACGAGAGCAUCCACAUGUGCUUCAAUGGCACGGAGCCAUACAGGAACAUGGAUUACAUCUCGGGACUCAUCGAGAACGGCAUGUGCAUCAAGUCGCCGGUGCCGCUCGCCGAGCUCGACUUCUGCGCCGUGGGGUUGCGUAUCUCCGGCGCAGUACCACUGACUGCCACCCCUGCCAUCGAGUACAACGUCAGCCUGAGUUCAGUGGCGGGCGCCGCCGUCCACCGACACACAGUGCUCUUCCUCGGAGACCGGCGCGGCUCCGUGCGAAAGGUGCUGCUGAGCUCACCCAAGGAGGCCCGCGAGUACGGCCGGGUGACGGUCUCCAGUGGCGAGACGAUCCUGACUGAUACUCAGCUGGACACUGAACAGAAUCACCUCUACGUCCUCUCCACUACCAGGGUAACCAAGAUGCGAGUCCAGACAUGCGAGGUGUUCACUGACUGCUCGUCCUGUCUCAACUCUGGUGACCCUUACUGCGGCUGGUGCUCGCUGGAAAAGAGGUGCACGGUCAAGCCCGACUGCAGCGACGCCAGCGCCAGCACGCAGCGCUGGCUGGCGCUGGACACCAAUAGUCGCUGUAUCGACUUUCAGAGCAUCGAGCCGCAGAGUCUGCCCAUCUCGGACGCCGCCACGAUCCGUGUUCGUCUGAGCACUCUGCCAGCGCUACCUACCGGUGCCAAGUACCAGUGUGUGUUCGGGAACGCCAGUCCGAGUGACGCGCUGCCCACCAAGGGAGGCCUGCAGUGCACGGCGCCGCCGCCCGAGCUGCGGCCCGCCGUGCCGCCCGGAGCCGACCACGUGGCCGUGCCGCUUUCCGUGCGCUCCUCAGAGACCAACAAGGACUUUGUGUCGCGCGAGUUCUCCUACUACGACUGUGGCCGGCACGCCACGUGCGCCGACUGCGCCAGCUCGGCCUGGGCGUGCAACUGGUGUGUGUACGACAACAUUUGCACGCACAACGCCACCUCCUGCCGGCGAACGGUCGUCUACGGAGAAAAUUCCUCAGGCGAGUCUGAGCGGCGGGGCGUGUCGUUCUGCCCGCGCCUGCGCCGGCCCAGCGCCGACGAGCUGCUCGUACCGGACGGAGCGCCCACCGCCAUCCGCCUGCAGUUGGAGAACGCGCCGCGCGGCUCCAACUACCAGUGCCUGCUGCGGCUCGGCGACCGCACCCACCGCGUGCGAGCCGUCCUGGACGGCGACACCGUCACCUGCGCUCAGAAACGGUUCUCCUACUCUGCAGCCACAGCGAAUGAGACGGGCCGGUUGACGGUGGUCUGGGAUGGCGAUCAUCUCGUGGACGCCACCAACAUCACGCUCUACAAGUGCGGCGUGCUGGGCAGCCACCGCGGCCACGCCGAUUGUUCGCUGUGCGUCACCCGCGACCCGCGCUACAAGUGCGCCUGGUGCGGUGACCGCUGCGAAUACGCCCCCAACUGCGCCGAGAGACACGAGAGCUGCGGAAAGCCGACCAUCACCAAGAUCUGGCCCGACUCUGGCCCUCUGGAGGGCGGCACCCUGCUCACCAUCGAGGGCUCCAACUUGGGUCGCUCUGAGUCGGAGGUGCGGGACACAGUGGUGCUGGGCGGUGCCUCGUGCAGUCUGGUCGAGUACGAGGUGUCUGUGAGGCUCGUCUGUCGCACCGCGGCCGUCUCGCGCCAGCAGCGAGUCUCUGUUCUGGUGGGGAACGCGGCUGGGUACUCGGAGGCGGCACAGCGCUUCUCCUUCAAGGAGUUGGAGUUGACGGGCAUCACGCCACACCGAGGUCCUCUGAGCGGCGGCACGCGCAUCACACUUCUCGGCGCCAACUUACACACGGGCUCCAACCACUCUGUGACGCUGGACGGGCGGCCGUGCGAGGUCACCGUCGGGGCCAACCUCACCUGCUUAACCCCACCCAGUAACGGCACCAGCUCGGUGCAGCUUCUGCGGCUAACCGUGGACGGUGCGGAGCGCACGCUGCGCUCUCCCUUCGUCUACACCCCCGACCCCAGCGUGCUUGAUAUCCGGCCUCUGCGGACGUUCGCCAGCGGUGGCCGGCUUAUCUCCGUUCACGGCACACACUUGGACACGGUACAGAGUCCCCAGAUCCUCAUCUUCAGCGAGGGCAGAGAAGUAGGCCGCGCGCCGUGCACUGCGCUCGACGCCACGCGACUUCAGUGUGACUCGCCGCGGUGGCAGCCACAGACGGACACCAGCUACAACGCCAGCCGGACAGACGCCAGGGGCGGUCUGGCGCUACCAGCUGCCGCCAGUCGAGAGGUGCUCAUCGGAUUCCAGAUGGACAAUGUUUUAGCAGUGCGUCAGCUGGCGCGUCAGCCGGACCUGAGGGCCACCAUGACGUACGUGCCGGACCCCCUGGUGCUUCCCUUCACCGACGGAAGGCGGGCCUACACCGGCGAGCCGCUCCUCGUGCGUGGAGAGAACCUCAACCUGGCCGCGGACGCCAGUGACGCGAGCGUUACCGUCGGCGAUCAGCCGUGCAACGUCACCUCCCUGGCGCUCCGGCAGCUGGUGUGUGUACCCCCGACGGACGCCAGCGGACCGCAGGAGGUGCGGGUCCGCAUCGGUCGGCUGCUGGAGUUCCGCCCGGGAACCCUCGAGUACGGCCCUCCGGCGGGCGGCGCGCCCACCGCCCUGCUGGCCGGGGUCAUCAGUGGGGCUCUGGUGCUGGCCGCUGCCACCCUGGUGGCCGGCGUGCUGUACCGCCGCCGCUCCACGGCCGCCAGCCAGCAGUUCAAGCGCGUCCAGCAGCAGAUGAACAACAUGGAGAACAACGUGCGCACCGAGUGCAAACAAGCAUUCGCCGAGCUGCAGACGGACAUGUCUGACCUGACCUCUGCCCUCGAGCACGGGAGGGUCAUCAUUCACGAGCACAAGACCUAUGUGCUCAACGUGCUCUUCCCGGGCGCGCCCGAUCACCCAGUCGGAAAGGACACGCUCCCGGUGGGAUUCACAGUCGGUGUGAAGACAGCAAUGGCUCAGUUCGAGCAGCUGCUUACAAACCGAAACUUCCUCCUGAUGCUCCUCGAAGCCCUCGAGUCGCAGAAAACAUUCAGCAGCCGGGACAGCGUCAGCGUGGCCUCGCUGUUGACGGCCGUGCUGCUACCGCGCAUGGAGUACCUGACGUCGAUCGUGGCUGGCCUGCUGCUGCGCGGCCGGCCGGCCACGCCGCGCACGCUGACGCGCCGCUCGGACACGACGCUGCUGGAGCGUCUGCUGACCUGCUGGCUGUCGGUGUGCCUGUACGAGGAGCUGCGCGAGGGCGGCCCGGCCGGCCGGCUGCUGCUGCUGGUGCGCGCGCUGCACCGGCUCACGGAACGUGGGCCGGUCGAUGCGCUGACCGGCGCGGCGCGCUACUCGCUGGCAGAGAGUACGCUGCUCAAGGAACAGGUCGACUACAAAACGGUGGUGGUGCAUGCGUCGCUCAAUUCCAACCCCUCUACUUUGACGUGCGCCGCUCUUUCGUGCGACACCAUAAGCCAGGUGAAGCAGAAGAUUAUCGACCGGAUUUUCUCCAGCAGCGCCGACUCACACAAGCCGGCGCCGCAGGACUUCGACCUGGAGUGGCUGAACGGCCGCGGCGGUCGUCUGACGCUCUCCGACACGGACCUCAGUUCUGUGACGCUGCACGGCUGGAGGCGCGUCAACACCCUCUCCCACUACGGCCUGGAGGAGACGGCGAGGCUGGCGCUGGUGGCGCGUCACAGCGACGAGUACACCAACUACUCGGAGCCGUACAGCAACCCGGUGACGCACAUUUACGCCACGCCGGAGCUGACGCUGCCCAGCUCGUCGGCGGGGUACGCGAGUGGCGCGAGCAGCGGCUGCGAGCCACAGCCGGCGCAGAUCUACCACCUGAGCCGGUCGGCCUCAGCAGGCACCACCAAGAAGGACGAGCUCAAACAGCCCAUCCCGGAGAUCUACCUGACGCGACUCAUUUCCACCAAAGGAACGGUGCACAAGUACAUUGAGGACCUCUUCUCUGCCCUGCUGAGCGCCCGCCACCUGCCUGCGCCGGUGCGAUGGCUGUUCUCGCUGCUGGACGCUCCCCCGCCUCCCGAGCCGGACGGCCAGCCGGCGCGGCGCACGGCGGCAGACGUGGCGCAGAGCCGCGCCUGGAAGGCCGGCGUGUACGGCGUGCGCGUGUGGGCGGCCCUGCUGCGCCACCCGUGGACCGUGUACGACGUUCGGCGCUCUCAGUCGUUUGACGCGUCUGUCGCCGUGGUGGCCGACACGUUUGUUGAGGCGCUGCUGCCGGAGGGGCCGGGCCCGCACCGCGACCUCAGCGCUGAGCGGCUGCUCUUCGUCAAAGACAUGGAGCGCUACCGCGCGGCGGCGGCCAAGUUUUUCAGUGACGUGCAGCUGGAGCCUGCGGUAUCCGACCAGGAGAUGAGCGGCCUGCUGCAGCACCUCAGCGGUCGGCACGCGGCCAUGCUGUGCACGCCGGUGGCCGCGCAGGAGCUGUUCACCUAUGUGACGCGGCACUGGCCGGCGGUGCGGCGCGCCGCCGCGGCCACCGACCCGGUGCUCCUAGCCAAGCUGGAGAGCAUCCACUACGCGUACCACGGCCAGGAGACGUCCUUCUCCAACUGAGCGGGGAGGCAUGUCCCUCCAGCUGAGCGGGGAGACAGUCCUCUCCUGAGCGGACCUGAGCCGGCCGGCGGCGAGCCUAGCUGCGCCGCGUGGCCGCGCGCUCUCACAUGGCCAGACCAAUCCAGUGCACCGGUCUGCUGCACACGCCCGGGACAGGGGCAGUCUUUCGCCGACGGAGGCGGCCGGCGCCGGCCCGGACGGCCCAGCCGGGGGCCGGCGCGGCCGGGGAGGCCGCGGGCUGCCGGAGCUGCCGCCGCGCACACAGCGGCGACCAGCUCCGAGACAUUGGUGUAUGUGGGCUUUCAUGAACCGAUCGCAGCCGUGCAGCUGACUGCUUACAGAUGACCGGAGCUAACUAACAUUUAUUGGUGCUAAUGUAAGCCCCAAACUGUGAUAAUACAUGAAAUUUAUCAUCAAA